Molecule: messenger RNA, 666 nt
Organism: Pieris macdunnoughi
Lineage: Eukaryota; Metazoa; Arthropoda; Insecta; Lepidoptera; Pieridae
Source: the annotation of a GenBank genome assembly
AUGCCGAAGUGUGCGUUCAAUGAGUGUAGAAAUGUAACAUCCCGACUUAAAAAAAGUGAUGGAAUAUCCUACUUUCGCUUUCCUCGUAAUCCAAUUCAAUGUGCAAAAUGGGCUCGAAUAGUUGGCCGGCAGAGAAAUCAGCAGAACUUUAAACCCAAUAGAUCAAGUGUCGUUUGUUCAGAGCACUUCCGUGAAAGUGAUUUAUAUGUCACUGAUAAGGGCAUAAAGCGCAUUCUUAAAACUGCUGUACCCAAGAUUGAUCUUACUGAAGACGAUGACGAAUCUACCAUAUCUGAAGAAAUAACUGAUAGUUUGCUACUUGAUAUAGACUUUUCUGAUCUCAUUGACACCACUAAUGAAAUUAUAAAUAACAUUCCAGAUGACAUUUUUAGAUCUGCUUUUGAAAACAGUGAUGAAUCAUCUAAAAAGGAGUUAACUCCUAGGCCAGCGGACCCCACAGAUAUGAUCUAUUUCCAAGGGGAACUAGACAAACGCCGUAAAAGAAUUAUUGAAAAAGAAAAAGUUGUAAAGAAAAGAAAUUAUAAAAAUCCUAAAAAAACUUCCUUAUUUAAAACCACAUUGAAGAAGUUGAAGAAAAAAUUACGUAUGAAUGCCAGACUACACUCAAAGCCUGUUAAAUCAAUCUCAAAUCUACCUAAGGAAUAA